UCCAUCAUAAACCUGCUUGUUAUGUUCUGACAUGAUCGACAGAAUGACUCGGAAUCCUUCCUCAAAACUGUCAAUUGAAAAUGUUCAGCUUUCGGAUUUUUACAGACACAUAAGCCAUGUGUCUGUAAACAAAACACUGAAAGGAAGUUGUUUUUGAGAAUGCAAAAGGAAGUAUUAUUCAAACAGCUGUAUGAUCAGAUUUCCUGUUGGUAGCAUCAACACUUGUUUUGUCAGUUCCCUUUUCAGAGAAAAUGUAACCUAAAAUUAAAUUCACUAAACCUGGCACAAUCACAGAGGUCGAAUACUUGACAGCAGCAGACAUAUUCAGGUGAGCCCUUUGAUUUCCUGAUUACUUAUUUCCUUUGGCACAGUUUCAAAAUAUUGUUGAAGCGUUUCACUGAAGUUUUGUGGUUGUGUUUUCUUUCCUCCUUGUGUAACUAUCCUUCCAUCGCAGCCAACAACGAAACAAAGGAUGAUGAAGAUGUUGGGCAGAGUCACCUGGUGCUGUGUAGCUCUGCUCCUUGCCCUGACCUCUGUGUUGGCUGUACAGAAAGAGCUCGAGUCAAUCGGUGAUUUGAAGCAAAUCAACUUUGGCCAAUCUGUGCCCAAGCACAGUCUUCUGCUGCUCCACUGGUUUGCCAACGAGGUCAUCAUCGACAACAACAAUAUUAUAGGGCUCGCCUUUGACCCAAGCACUGGAGAUUAUGGUUCACAUCAUUAUGGCAACUUUGAGGGGCUGCUGGACCCACUGCCUCAGGGAAAUCAACACCGCUACUACACUAUUGGAAAUCUCUAUAGAGAAGCACCAAUCCAACUUCCUCCCUAUGUAGUGAAUCCCCGAAGGCAGUAUGUGGGAAGAAACAGAGACAGGAUCAUAGUUCGGGUCAGGGACCCAAACAUAGAAGGGCGAGCACACCGGAGAAUAGACAGAGUGUUUAUCACACAGCAUUACGACAGUAAUGAAAAUCAGGGGACAGCUUAUGAUCCAGAUCAUACCUACAGGAUCACUAUUAACCUCCUGAGACAGAUCAGAGAGUUUGCUGUGGGAGAAAACCAACAGCAACUGAUGCAUCUCAGAAACAGCUUUGGGAGUAACUUCGAUGAUUUUGACAUUGUAAACACAUGGGGUGAACUUGCUUGCCUUGGACUGCUGUUGUAUAUUGUUUUCCAGGAAAAGCACUCCCCUAACCAACAGAACAACCGCCAUGAAAACAGAAGAAAUCAUUGGAAUGAGAGAGACAGCUAUAUUCCUAGAAUUCUGCCAAACGUUGGUGAUGUUGUAGUGGAUUUCAACAACGAUGAAGACCAGGAAGCCAGCAGGACAAGGGGAAACAGACAAUAUCGCAAUGGCAACAUCUCAGUACCGCGGAUCAAUGUUCGCUGCUCGUUACGUUGUAUUCGUUGUAUUUGUUGUAUUGCAUGCAUAUGUUUAAUUCCAUUGCCUAUCAUAUUAUAUUUUUGGUUUAAAGGAAAGAUAUGAGUUAAAACUGUAUUAAUUCUGAGUAAAUUGCUGUGCAGCAGUUGCAAUACAAUUGAGAAGAGUGCAAGUAUCAAAGUAUAAGAUAACGAUACCAAUAAUGUGUUCAUAAUAUAUAAAUAUCUUAACUUGUGUAGAAUCAUGUUAGGGAUGAGUCUGAGUAGGGUUGCUUAUAAUUAUGUGCAUGAUACUGCAGUAAAACGUAGUGGAGUUGUAGUGAUAAUAAACACCCAUCUGGAGCUGCGUGCUAUGAAAGCUUGCAUAAAUAAUGUGUUGACUUCAAAAAUACAACACGGUUGUGUUUCAUUAAAUGUGUUAUGUUGUAAAAUUGAUUUUUUUUUUGUGAAACGAAACUGGAUUAGAAUGGUAAAUUGUGUAAAAUCAUAAAGACAUUUUAAUUUGUCCUUGUUGACAAUCUCAAAGACUGAAGAGCUGAUGUGAAGCUCAAGGGGACGUGGCUCUGGCAGUGGCCAUCUUGGCAGUGACGCAAUGAUCUAGCACCGGCAUGUCCAAGAAUGGAAAUCUUAGGAGAAAUUGUAGAGGGCCCAGGAGAUUCAGCUAGCACCUGAGACACCGGCACCCACAUGUAAUUCAAAUGGGCAAUGCUCAUUAUAAUGAGUAACUGUACGCCUUCAUAAAACAGACGAGUUGUAUGUUGGUGUGAAAACUGAAGGAUCCUGAGUGUUCUUUGAUCUAUACAGCAAAGGCGCAUUUCCCAAUAAAAAGGCCACUCAAGCACUCUGUGAUAAGUGAACACUGCUUAAUAAUAAGCUAGACACUAUAAAAUGUUCCUUUGAUUUACUGUGGAACUUGGACCUGCAUCGGCUAAAGUCCAUGAUAAAUAUGCUCCUAAGAAAUUCCACAAACAGAAUGACUUCUCUUUACAGAAUCAUCCCUCUGUAUUUACUAACAGUAAAUAAAAAUAAUCAGCCGCUUUGCUUUUCUACAGGCAAACAGCUGGUAAACUCUGAAAAAGCCCUGAAAGGCUGUACCACUUCCUUAAAUUUCAUCCAACUUUGCUGUAUGAUCAACCAUGCUGUAAGCAGCAGCAACAUCAGUUUAAUUUACUGCGAACUCAAAACCUAAAAAAGGGGUGUUGCAAGCUCUCACAGAGUCACAAAGACCAGAGACGUGAAGGCAGCACACUAAAGCUGGGCUUUGGACAUCUACAUUACAUGUCACUUUGAUAAAGGAUGAUGAAGAUAUCAGGAAGAGUCACUUGGUGCUGUGUAGCUCUGCUCCUUGCCCUGACUUCUGUGUCGGCUGUAAAGACGCUCAAUUCAAUAAGUGAUUUGAAGAAAAUCAACUUCGGCCAAUCUGUGCCCAAGCACAGUCUGCUGCUGCUCCACUGGUUUGCCAACACAGUUAACAUUGAAGAUAACAAUGUCAUGAGUCUGACCUUUGACCCAACUAAUGGGGAUUAUGGUUCACAUUAUUAUGGAAACUUUGAGGAGAUGCUGGACCCACUGCCUCGGGGAAGUCAGUACCAGUACUACACUAUUGGAAAUCUUCAUCAGGAAACACGCACUCCACUUCCAUCUUAUGUAACGCGUCCCCGAAGGGAAUAUGCAGGAGAAAACGAGGACAGGAUCAUAGUUCGUGUCAGGGAGCAAAACACAGGAUGGAAUACUUUCUGGAGGGUAGACCAAGUGUAUAUCACACAGCAUAUGCCAGAGCAUUCUCAAUAUCAGGGGGAAUAUGAUCCAGAUCAUACCUACAGGAUCACCACUAACCUCCUGAGAAUGAUUGGAGAUUUUUCUCUGGGACAAAACCAACAGCAGCUGUCGUAUCUCAGAAGGCGCUUUAGAAGCAACGCUGAUGAUGUACAAAUCAGAAACACAUGGGGUGACCUUGCUUGCCUUGGACUGCUGUUGUAUAUUGUAAUCCAGGAAGGGUACUCUACUACCUACUUUACCCCACAAACCAACCACACACCGGAAUUCAGACAACAGAGCGCAUACAGACCAGAGAACAGAGAAACUGAUUGGUGUGCGGCUUUAAUGAAAUGCUGCAUGAUUCUUGCUGUUCUUUUAAUUGGCCUUUUUAUUUUGGCAUUUUCUGCCGCAAGUAGAUAACUUGAAAUGAGAUAGGGUAUAUAUAUAUAUAUAUAUGUUGCCUUAUAAUGUGUUUAAGCCGAAUGCUUUUCACAAAGUCAGCAGGAUUCAAAAGUUGAUAGGGAAGAAGGAAACGCGCGUGAACAAUGUCCAGGGGUUCUUCUGUUUUAUGCUUUGUUUUACUUCUGUGUUUAAUUGUAAUUUGUACUAUAUAACCUUUUUUUGACUGGUAUUUGUUUGUAUUUGAGAUAAAAGCUUGGUACAACAUGCUUUUGAUGAAAGGCCAAAUACUAUAAAUCAUUAAUCUUUUUGAGCUUCAUUACAUUUAUUAAAAAUGACAGUCUCUGAAUACCAGUGGGGCUUGUGCUUUAUGUAAGCUGUGCAUAUUGGCUUUUGUUGUUUGUUUAAUAAAGCACUGCUUAGGUGUCAA
Eleginops maclovinus (Patagonian blennie) is the source of this 3961-nucleotide messenger RNA. RefSeq lists its product as uncharacterized. The coding region runs from base 473 to 1480 and encodes 335 amino acids. The record is from RefSeq and is a predicted model, not a curated record. The transcript has 3 exons. Lineage: Eukaryota; Metazoa; Chordata; Actinopteri; Perciformes; Eleginopidae.